Messenger RNA from Chrysemys picta bellii (western painted turtle), 5293 nucleotides. Lineage: Eukaryota; Metazoa; Chordata; Testudines; Emydidae. The record is from RefSeq and is a predicted model, not a curated record.
CUCGCCUGAUUCUCGGCCCAGGAGCUGGGCUGCGAGAAGGGCGGAGCGGGCAGGCAAGGCUAGGCUGUUGCCGCUUGGCGGGUUGCCUGUGUUCCUGGAACGGGACUGGUAAAAGCAGCGGUGGUGUAGGGGUCCUGCCUGCUUCCUCUUGGGGCUGGGCGCCAGCGGCUCCUAGGCGGGGCAGGCCGGGGGGGUCUCCUUGUGCUGCUGUCCCCAGGCACCACCCCUGCAGCUUCCCAUUGGCCACAGGGACAUUCGGGGCAGGGGCUGCUAUCCCCCCAUGGGCUGCAAGGACGUGCCGGCAGCCAGGUGGAAUGAGCGCACAAGAAGCCGCUCAGCCCCGCUGUUUUAAAAUGCCCGGGGGCAGCAGAUUUGCAGUGAAUCCUCCAAGAAAUGGCCACACAACUCAGACCAGCCAGUAAGAAAUGCACCGUGAUAGGUGGCUCAGGAUUCUUAGGCCAACACAUGGUGGAGAGGCUGCUGGAGAAAGGCUACACAGUCAAUGUGUUUGAUAUCCAAAAGGGGUUUGAGAAUGAUAAAGUGCAGUUUUUCCUGGGAGAUCUCUGCAGUAAAAAGGACCUGUUCCCAGCUCUACAAGGUGUGACAGUGGCUUUUCACUGUGCUUCACCAGCACCUUUCAGUGACAACAGGGAUCUGUUUUACAAGGUGAAUUUUAUGGGGACCAAAACUGUCAUUGAAGCCUGCAAAGAAGCUGGGGUUCAGAAACUGGUGUUAACCAGUAGUGCCAGUGUAGUCUUUGAGGGCACAGACAUCAAGAAUGGAACAGAAGACCUCCCUUAUGCAAAGAAGCCCAUCGACUACUACACAGAGACCAAGAUCCUGCAGGAGAAGGAAGUGUUAAAUGCUAAUGACCCAGAGGAUAAUUUCUUCACAACUGCCAUUCGCCCUCAUGGGAUAUUUGGUCCCAGGGACCUCCAGCUGGUUCCCAUCCUCAUUCAGGCAGCUAAGAGUGGCAAAAUGAAGUUCAUGAUUGGGGACGGGAAGAACUUAGUAGACUUUACUUUUGUGGAAAAUGUGGUCCAUGGGCACAUACUAGCUGCAGAGCAUCUUCAUAAAGACUCUCCCCUGUGUGGGAAGGCAUUUCACAUCACAAACGAUGAGCCAGUCCCUUUCUGGUCAUUCAUGUCCCGUAUCUUGACUGGCUUGAACUACGAUGCACCCAAAUACCAAAUACCCUAUUGGGUGGCAUAUUACUUAGCCCUCUUACUGUCUCUGGUGUUGCUGCUGCUGAGUCCACUCAUCACGAUCAAACCUACCUUCACCCCCAUGCGGGUAGCAUUAGCUGGGACAUUCCAUUACUACAGUUGCAAGAGGGCCAAAAGGGACAUGGGCUACAAGCCGGUGGUGAGCCUGGAUGAAGCAGUGGAGAGGACUAUCCAGAGCUAUUCCCACCUACGCCGGGCCAAGUAAGGAAACCCAGAGAAACCCCUCUAGCUAAUAAAUUUAACAAGGGCAUUGAAGAGAGCUGUAUUCUCUGGACAGAUGAACCUUUCCUCAAGCCUCUCCUAGGAAUAACAAGUUUCUCUGGAUUGAAGGACUUCAUCCUGUAGUUGUACUAACAGCCCGUACCUCUCUGUGACUGCUUUGUGUGACAGCCUGUUCUAAAAUAGUUAUUGGCUGCUACUCUGUUUGAAUAAACACCCUAAUGUUUCCUCGUAAAAUAGUGAGCUAGCACAUCCAGAUUCCAUCCCCUGCUGUCUCUGCCCAUAACUUCUAUUUUGCUGCUUUGGUGACUAUGCCAGCCUUUCCUAAUGGCUGUGGAUUGAGUAGCAGAAUAGGCACAGGAGGAAGUGGGCAAGCAAGCUGCUGGACCACCUCUGGUUGCGGAGGACCCCUUGGUACCGGCUUCCUCCUCGGUGUCGCCAGACGAGGCUAUAGUGGGGCCCUCUCCACUGGUUCCCCAGGAUGAUGCUAAGGCACAUCAGGAGCUGUUAGAGGGUCGCCGCCAACCUGGGCCUCUAGGCGGAGGAGUUAAAGGAGCCCGCAGACUCUCUCUGAUGUUCUCUGCCCCGUAGCUGCAGCCAGGGUAGCUUUGGCUCUACAUGAGGGGGUCACGAAAAUUACAAAUGCCCUCUGGCAAGCCCCCUCCUCCUUGCCUCUGAUCUCCAAGAUAGCGGAGCACAAGUACUUUAUGCCAUCCAAGGGUCACGAGUACCUUUAUACCCACCCUGCUCCCAAUUCCCUAGUGGUAGAGGCAGUCAGCCACAGAGAGAGACUGUGUCAACCGGGGGCUACCCCUAAGAAUAAAGACUCAGACUAGACCUAUUUGGGCAUAAAGUUUAUUCGUCCUCCGGUCUAUAGUUGUGGGUGGCCAACCAUCAGGCCCUACUAGGCCGCUAUGAUUUUAAUAUGUGGCAGGCCAUGACCAAGUUCAAGAGCUCCCUUCCUGAGGCUUCUAGGAAGGAGUUCCAGGCAGUCCUGGAUGAGGGCUUGACUACAGCCAGAGCAACUCUCCAGGCAGUGGUGGACUGGGCGGACACCGCUGCCCAUACCAUGGCAUCAGCCGUCAUGUUGGGCAGGGUUUCUUGGCUGCUCCUCUCUGGGCUUUCCUUGGGUGCUCAGCAGUCAAUGCAAGACCUCCCUUUUGACGGGCACACCCUGUUUGCAGAACAGAUGGACAAUAAACUCCAUGGCCUGAAAGAUUCCUGCAUGACCCUGAAAACACUGGGCUUGUACAUCCCCUGCCCUUCCUGCAAGUGGCUUAAUCCACAGCAGUCUCAAAGCCAGGGGAGCCACCCUCGCCAGGAGCCUCCCCACAAAAAAAUCCAGGGGCUACAAGAGAUGACCUGGCCACCAACCCCUGUUUACAUCCCAGUCGAGCUUGACCCGCAGUUAGCAGAUGGGCAAGCACCUGUUUUGAGGGUAUGCCCCAGGACGACCUACCGGACUGUUUUCUGGAUCCUUCCUCCCCUCUAUUUGCCAACUGCCUUUCUUCCUUCCUUCCUCCCUGCAUGGGUGUCUAUAACAUUGGACCGAUGGGUCCUCAAUACGGUGGUGCAGGGUUACACCCUUCAGAUAUUUUCUACCCGCCCUUCCCACCCCUCCUCCCAUUAUCUCUUCAGGGACCCUUCUCACAAGAGUCUUCUCUCACAGGAGGUAGAGGGUCGACUGCAGCUGGGUGCAGUGGACCUCGGCUGGGGGCACACCUCAGCAGCCUCCAGACCCAAGGUAUGUGGUCUCCAGAGGAGUCAACGCUACACAUAAAUGUCAAAGAGCUCAGGGUGGUGUGCAGAGCAUGCGUGGUCUUCCUACCUCACCGAUUGGGCAGAGUGGUCAGAGUCCUCAGCCUAAAUGUUCUACAUCAACAGUCAAGGCAGAGCACGAUCCUUGGCCCUCUGCCAAGAGGCACUCCGUCUCUGGGACUUCUGCAUCGACCACGGAAUCCAUCUAGAAGCGUGUCACCUGCCGGGUGCCAGGAACAUGGUAGCAGAUCACCUAAGCGGGGACUCUCACCACGAGUGGGGUGUUCCACCCAGAGGUAGCUGGCAUGAUCUUCCAGAAGUGGGGAACUUCACAAGUGGAUUUGUUCGCCACCAGGCAGAAUAGGAGGUGCUACAGGUUCUGCUCCAGAUGGGGUCUGGGCAAGGGUUUCCUCUUCGACGCCUUCCUCCUGCCGUGGGCAGGAAUCCUGAUGUAUACGUUCCCUCCCGAUUCCGCUCAUCAGCAAGGUCCUAGCAAAAAUCAAGAGGGACAAGGCACAGGUUAUCAUGAUCAACAUUGAUUUGGCAUGCUAUUGAACUUGGCAGCAGUCCCCCUGUGACCCCUGCUGGAUCGACCAGACCUCCUGUCACAGGACCAUGGUUGCCUCUUACACCCCAACCUUGCAUCUCUCCAGCGUGGAUGCUGUGUGGCUGAAUCCUGAAGAACGGACCUGUUUGGAAGUAGAAAACCCUUGACCAGACAGACCUACCUGGCAAAGUGGAUGAGUUUUUCCCACUGGGCGGCCGAAUGGGGCAUCUCUCCAUUGCAUUCUUUGGUGCAGUCAGUCUUAGACUACCUGCUUCAUUUGAGGAACCAGGACCUGGCACACUCCUCUAUCAAGGUGCAUUUGGCAGCCAUAUCCGCCUUUCAUCUCCCCGUCCAAAGGCAGACGGUUUUCUCCCAUGAUGUGAUGGUUAGGUUCCUCAGAGGUCUUGAGAGACUUUUUCCUCAAGUUCGGUCCCCAGUCCCUCUGUGGGAUGUCAACUUGGUUCUGUCCAGGCUCAUGGGCCCACCCUUUGGCCUCGUGCUCUCUGUCUCACCUAUCGUGGAAGAUAACUUUUCUGGAGGCAGUAAUGUCGGCACCUGGCCUUCCUUAGCAAGGUGGUGGUUGCUUUCCACAUGUGCCAGAACAUCUUCCUUCCGGUCUUCUGCCCUAAGCUCCAUGAGACUAGUGAAGAGAGGCGCCUCUACGCUUUGGACGUAAUAAGGGCCCUGGCUUUCUACCUAGCUCGGACAAAGCCUUUCCAUAGGUCAACUCCACUUUUCAUCUCUACAGCGGAUAAGAUGAAGGGCGUCUGGUGUCCACACAGAGGAUUUCUAACUGGAUUACUGCUUGCAUAAGGGCUUGUUAUGAGCUGGCAGGGGCCCCACCGCCGAUCGUCAGAGCUCACUCGCCUAGAGUGCAGGCAUCCUCGGCAGCCUUCCUGGCAGAUGUUCCGAUCCAGGACAUUUGUAAAGCCUGUGGUCCUCGGUACACACAUUCGCAGCCCACUAUGCCAUCACACAGCAGGCCAAGUACGAUGCUGGGUUCGGCAGAGCUGUGUUGCAAUCUACAUGUCCGUGAACUCCUUACCCACCUCCAUGGGUACGGCAUGGAGUCACCUAAGUUGAAUGGACAUGAGCAAUCACUCGAAGAAGAAAAGACAGUUAGUUACCUUUUUCCAUAACUGGUGUUCUUUGAGAUGUAUUACUCGUGUCCAUUCAAUGACACCCCAGCUACAUAAACGAGCUCGGGGUCAUGUCCCCUUCCUCCCUCACCUGUGAACUGCUGAUUAAGGGAACUUGUGUCUAACAUUUCUUUGCAGUAAUUGAUCUUCAAGGUAAAAAUGUCUGUAUAAUAUGCUUAAUGCUGAAAACAGUAAACAGCUGGGUAUAAUUAUAUUCUGUAUAUAGCUAUUAAUAUUCAUUAUAUGGGCAUUCAUGUUAUCAAAUAAGGGUUUUGGGGAUGUUGUAGUAAAUGGGUAGUUACAUAUUAACUUAGGUAAAAGAGCGUGAUGUGAUUAACUUACCACUUACUUGAUAAUUGGGUCAAGGGGAACAAGUACUGCAAUAAAGAAGCCUGUUUACUCAA